Vitrella brassicaformis is the source of this 540-nucleotide messenger RNA. Lineage: Eukaryota; Vitrellaceae. The record is from the annotation of a GenBank genome assembly.
UCACCUUGACGGUUGAAGCACGUCCAUGGCGGCAUCUGCUGCAGCUCCCGCUUGCUGUUGGUCUCCAUCGGCCGCCUGUGGCGCAGGGGGUGCUGGUGCUGGCGCCUGUGAUGAGAGGGACGGAACGGCACAGGAGUGUUGCUUCAAUGUGUGUGCAGCAUCCUACCAAUUUUAGAUGUUUUACCGUAUUUGGGAAAGUUGAGAGCAGAAGUGUUCUAGUCCUGGGCAGCGGUCCGCUUGAUUUUGAAGGUGGUGGUGGCGGGUAGGGCGCCGCCUGCUCUGGUUUGGGGGGCGGCUCCCUCUGCACAUAGGGGAGAUAAGACAGGCAUACACCAAUUCACGUGGGUAUCUAUCUAUUCAUCGUACCAGGCCCAACGUAGCCGUUGUCUUCGGGAACUUGUCCAGGAGCCACCGGUGGGUGCGCGGGAAUGCCGCAAUGCAGUUUUCCAGCCAUCGGGCAUUCUUGCCUUUGCCACCACCGCUGCCGUCGUUCUUGUCUUCUUCAUUGUCGGGGCUUGCCGAGUCGUCGCGGUGUGACAU